Messenger RNA from Ictalurus punctatus (channel catfish), 656 nucleotides. RefSeq names its product cilia and flagella associated protein 276 (gene cfap276). NCBI's taxonomy places the organism in Eukaryota, Metazoa, Chordata, Actinopteri, Siluriformes, Ictaluridae. The transcript has 5 exons. The coding region runs from base 37 to 519 and encodes 160 amino acids. The record is from RefSeq and is a predicted model, not a curated record.
CGCAAAACUGUUAAGUUUUUCAGAACAACUGCAGUAAUGCCGCGAGCUCGAGACCCUUUCCCUUUUCCCAAAAACGAAAAUGACCACACUUUUACCAGACGUAAACCAUGCCAGAAACAGGCCUUUACAAAGCCCACACAUAUCGCUCAGAAUGAGGAGCCUUGGAGCCGCUUAAACGACAACCCCACUGUAUCCAGCAUGAGGAGAAGUGCUCUGUAUCAUAAAGAGGCCCCAAAAGACAGCCUGGACUUCCAUCUCAGUGCUGCCUAUGAUAACCACCUGGAUUUCCUCCUGAAUAAGAAUGAAACCGUGUUACAGAGAGAGACUCUGAUGAAAGACUGGGGGGGUACCAAUGAUGAUGCUCCAAAAUAUGAUGAUAACAAUAUGAACAUAAGAGUGUGGGUAAACCCCCAGAAAGCUUCCAUUUAUAACACUGAAGGAGCGAUCGUGUCUCACCAUGACGCUUCUACAAACCGAGGCUACUCCAGGAAGCAGGACGGCGGCUUUUAUUCAAUUUAACGCCCAAGCUACAUCAUUUCCAUUCGGACUCGUUUGCAGUAAACUAGCAACUUCUGGGAUAUAAAAUGAAGAAAUAAAUAAAUACAUAUACAUGCACACACUGCCGUAAUCCAAAGAAAUAAACGAAAAAUAAAAUU